CUGGCUAUCAUCGAUUCAUCCUGCGCAGGGGCUAGUAUGGGUUAUACCUGGUAUGGGUUAGUUAAUUAUGUGACGACUCCAAAGCGCCAGUCCGUUUGUUCUCCGACUGGUCACAAGUCUAAUCACUUUUGGCGUAACGGUUAAGCGCGGACCACAGUCUUGACUAGCUUGACUACCUAGGACAACCCGGUGAUCAUAGUAUUCACCCUUAGAUCAUCACGAUGGUUAAAUCACCCAACCCGCGCCGCGGCGCCGUCCACAAUGAAAUUGAUCGAUUGAUCCCUUGAUCAAUCAUCGCAUCGUCUCUCAUACUUCUGCAAUUAUCAUUUCAUGUCUCCUGAUCCUACGUCUCAACAGCUGGACGAGGAAACGCCUUUGCUCCAAUCGGAGGGAAAUACACCGGCGAAGAAACCACAGACACCUCUACCAUGGCGCCAGUUUUCAAUGCUCCUGGUGUUGCAAAUUGCCGAGCCAAUGACAUCGCAAGUUAUUUCACCUUUUGCACCGCAGCUUAUUCGUGAUAUUGGAAUCACCCACGGAGAUGAAGCGCUCGUUUCGUUUUAUGUUGGGUUGUUGCACUCGCUAUUCUUUGCGACGGAAGCGCUCACCAUUUUCCACUGGAGUCGUCUCUCUGACUAUAUCGGCCGCAAACCUGUCCUGCUAAUUGGACUGUUUGGACUCUCCCUCUCGAUGUUUUGCUUCGGUUUGUCCAAGACGUUCUGGAGCUUGGUGAUAAGUCGUUGUCUGAAUGGCGCACUCAAUGGCAACAUUGGUGUUAUGAAGAGCAUGACGGCUGAAAUGACAGAUUCGACUAAUAUGGCCCGCGCAUGGGCGUUCCUCCCUCUUGCCUGGUCCAGCGGUAGCACACUUGGGCCACUCAUUGGCGGAGGACUUGCGCGGCCUGCGGAUAGGUUCCCUAAUAUCUUCGGGGAUUCCGAAUUUAUGAAGAAAUAUCCAUACUUCUUGCCAUGUGCAGUCCCUGCCACAGUAUCAGCGUUGACAUGGAUUAUCGCUUUUCUUUACUUGAAGGAGACCACAACUCCGCGAAUGAACAUCAGCCAACUGCUACCUUGGAAAAAGCGCAAGAUUUCCCCUUCACCGACUUUAGAACCCCUGCCAGUAUCAUCUUCGAUCAGUGACAAGCCUGUCCCCAUUCGAGCUCUUUUCGUUCGUCGCGUACUCAUUGCAACCGGAAGCUACGCCGGGAUUGCCCUUGUUGAUAUCGCAUUUCGCACUGUACAACCCGUGUUCUAUGCCACUCCCAUAUCGCUGGGUGGUCUAGGGCUCGAUACUCCAACCAUUGGAACUAUCUUGGCGCUCCAGGGAAUAUUAAAUGGCGCAAUGCAGCCAUUGGCCUUUGCCAGGCUUUAUAAUAUCAUGGGUGCGAAAAAACUUUGGCUGUUCGCUGUAACGUGCGCCCUGCCUGUGGUUGCUCUCCUCCCGACCUUGAAUACGCUGGCGAGAUCUAGUGGCAUUGUUCAGAGUACAUGGUAUUUGGUGGUCCUACAGGUUGUUUUGAUGGGCUGCACAAAUUUUGCAUAUGGCAUAUCUUUUAUGUAUAUCGCUGCGGCUUCCCCUAACCGAGCGUCCGUGGGUGCGACAAACGGGUUCGCACAAGUGAUCGUUUCUAUCAUGCGCGCUGUUGGGCCGGCUGCAGCCAACUCCGCGUUCUCGAUUAGCAUUGAGAAACAGUAUCUUGGAGGGAAUCUGGUGUAUUGUGUAAUGGUAGGUAUGGUGUGCAUGGCGAUGGGCGUCGGUAUCUUGUUACCUCGCACUAUGUAGACUAAUUAGCUUAGAGCGAAGCGAGUCUUAUUUGUUGUAUCAAUUUGAAUAUGUUAGCCUUCA
Molecule: messenger RNA, 1845 nt
Organism: Suillus discolor
Lineage: Eukaryota; Fungi; Basidiomycota; Agaricomycetes; Boletales; Suillaceae
Product: major facilitator superfamily domain-containing protein
Exons: 7
Coding region: 331-1782 (483 amino acids)
Biological process (GO): transmembrane transport
Molecular function (GO): transmembrane transporter activity
Source: RefSeq, a predicted model, not a curated record